GUUUAUUUUCAUCAAAAGUUAUUGCAUUUUAUAGUUAUCUUUGACUAAUUUUUUUUUUACCUUGUCAUUUUAUCAAAAAAAAAAAGAAAAAAAUUGAAAAUCUUCCUUAUUAAUCUAGGUGAUUUUCUAUCCCUUCUUUCCAAAAAAAAAAAAAAAAAAAAAAAAAAAAAAACUAGGUGAUUUUCCCUUUGCUCUUUUUAUCCUCUUUCUAGUGGAAUCUUCCGUUCAACGGAGUACUUCAUUAAUACUACCCCAUAUGAACUACCGUGUAAUUAGGAUUUAGAACUAUAUUAUAUAAAUAAAUCUCCUCAAAAUCAUAUUCCUGCUUUCAAAAUACAAACCCACCCAUUAAUUCCUCUCAAUUUCUCAAAAUCCCAUCUCCCACCCUUUCUCUCUCCUUUCAAACAGCCUCCAAAAUCCAUUCUUGCUCAACGCUUUUGCUGUAUGUAGCAACCCCUUUUUUUCUGCAAGUUUCAAUCUUUAUUUCUAUAAUUUCUUAUUUUUUUGCUAUAUUUUUAAGUUUUAGCUGUACAAAAUUCCUGCUUUGAUAUUAGUGAAUUUAAAGAUUGAAUCUUGCUGCUUGAUUUAAAUUUAUCUAUAAUUUAUAGUAAAAAUUAAGUUUAUUUUGAGGAUUAGUUGAAUGUUAGAAAGUGUAGAAGAUGAAGAGUAUAUUUCAAAGUCAAAAUCCAAAUUUUGGGAGAUCUAUUCUAAUGAUUCACCAAAAACUCUAGCACAUAAUCUUAUUAGGUCCACCGCCUUUUCAUCACAACCCAUGAAAAGGUCGGUUAGACCCGUUUUUAGUUUGUUGUUGUUCAUUGUUAUUGCUGCAACUUUUGGUUGCAGGAUUGCAAUUAGAAAUGGGUUUGGAUCCAUUUAUGGUGAAGGGGAUUAUUCAGUUGGUAAUGGUAGUGUAGUUUCACCAUUGGAUUUGCAUGUUUUUAACUCCACAUUGCUUAGAUUGGCUGACGUUGAGGUGGGUGAGGGUAAAUUGAGGAAGGAGGUUGAUGAAUUGAUGGAUGGUAAUUUUGGGAAUGUUGCUCGGCUUCGGACUUUCGCCUCGUGGCGGAGGUUCUUUAGGAGUGGGGAUAUUCGUGCUAGGACGUCGAGGGGGGUACCGGUUAAUAUCCGGUCACCGGAGUUUUCUAAGGUUUGGUUGACAUUUAGGAGGUCUUUGGGUGAUUGGUUUAGGAAGAAGAGGUUUAGUCCUGAUAUUAUGGAGGAGUUGAUUGAGCUUGUGAAAGUUCCUAUUGAUAAGCAUAAUGGAGUGUUUGAGGGUGUAAAGAAGAAGUAUUCAUCUUGUGCUGUUGUGGGAAAUAGUGGGAUUUUGUUGAGUAAAGAGUAUGGGAAAUUGAUUGAUAGUCAUGAAGCCGUGAUUCGGUUGAAUAAUGCUAGGAUUGAAUCUUAUCGAAAGAAUGUGGGUUCUAAAACGAGUUUAUCAUUCGUAAAUAGUAACAUUUUGCAUCUUUGUGCAAGGAGGGAUGAUUGUUUUUGCCACCCAUAUGGGGCUAAUACGCCCAUUGUUAUGUAUAUGUGCCAACCUGCCCAAUUUCUAGACUAUGUAGUGUGCAACUCGUCUCAUAAAUCGCCCUUGAUUGUCACCGAUCCUAGGUUUGAUAUGUUGUGUUCUCGGAUUGUGAAGUAUUACUCACUAAAACGGUUUGCAGAUCAUCCGAACAAGACUCUAGAGCAAUGGAACUCCGCUCAUGAUGGGUCUAUGUUCCAUUACUCUUCAGGUAUGCAAGCUGUGACGUUGGCAUUGGGAGUUUGUGAUAGAGUUAGCCUUUUUGGGUUUGGGAAAUCGACUGCUGCAAAGCAUCAUUACCAUACUAAUCAAAAGGCGGAGCUCACAUUGCACGAUUACUUGGCCGAGUAUGAUUUUUACAACGAUUUAGUGGAGAGGCCUCGUGCAGUACCAUUCAUCUCCAACAAGUUCAAGUUUCCUCCUGUGGAAAUUCAUCGUUGACAAGUCUUUUGAAAGCGUCUUUUUGUGGAUUCUAUUAAUUGUAGUCUUAGUUUUUUCUUCAUAUACCCAAAUCAAUUAGGAACAGAAACAAAUUCGAAAUCCCAAGAGAAGUUUCUUGUGGUGAUACUUUGCUGUAAUUUUGAUCUAGUUUUGAGUCCACACUUUCAUGAGAGUGUCCAAUUGUAUUUAGCUCAUGAUUUAAACAGUUGAAAAAAAAUAACCCGAGUCUUUAAAUUUCGAAUGUGUGCCAUUGUGCAUUUGUGCUGUUUUUUGAUUCACUAUUAUGUGUUUACUCAGCUCUACUAUAUACGAAGUAAUAAAUAUAUUUUGGGUUAAUUUUGACCAAGUA
Chenopodium quinoa (quinoa) is the source of this 2312-nucleotide messenger RNA. Its product is annotated as beta-1,6-galactosyltransferase GALT29A-like. Lineage: Eukaryota; Viridiplantae; Streptophyta; Magnoliopsida; Caryophyllales; Amaranthaceae. The record is from RefSeq and is a predicted model, not a curated record. Gene Ontology annotation, molecular function: sialyltransferase activity. The transcript has a single exon. Bases 641 to 1963 code for a protein of 440 amino acids.